Molecule: messenger RNA, 813 nt
Organism: Lathyrus oleraceus (garden pea)
Lineage: Eukaryota; Viridiplantae; Streptophyta; Magnoliopsida; Fabales; Fabaceae
Product: calmodulin-2/4
Exons: 4
Coding region: 134-586 (150 amino acids)
Cellular component (GO): myosin II complex
Molecular function (GO): calcium ion binding
Source: RefSeq, a predicted model, not a curated record
UAUCUUACUAGAUUGACCUCAUUGAAGUUCUAUAUAAAGGCCACCUAAUUGAACUAUACUUAACACAAUUCUCUCUCUCUCUCUUAUUUAUCUUUCUCUUUUUCUAUUUCUCUUUAAAAAGCAAGCACACACCAUGGCACAUAUCCUAAGUGAAGAACAAAUUGUUGAUUUCAAAGAAGCCUUUGGUUUGUUUGACAAAGAUGGAGAUGGUUGCAUUACUGUGGAAGAAUUGGCCACUGUUAUUAGGUCACUGGAUCAGAAUCCCACUGAGGAAGAGCUACAAGAUAUGAUAAGUGAAGUUGAUGCAGAUGGCAAUGGAACCAUUGAAUUUGAUGAGUUCUUGAACUUGAUGGCAAGGAAAAUGAAAGACACUGAUGCAGAAGAGGAGCUAAGAGAGGCUUUCAAGGUUUUUGAUAAAGAUCAAAAUGGCUAUAUAUCUGCCAGUGAGUUGAGACAUGUAAUGAUGAAUCUAGGUGAAAAAUUAAGUGAUGAGGAGGUGAAGCAGAUGAUUAAAGAAGCAGAUAUGGAUGGUGAUGGUCAAGUUGAUUAUGAUGAAUUUGUGAAGAUGAUGAUGGCCAUUAGAUGAAACUAUUUCACCUAUAAAUUCACUGCCUUUAUUUAAUUCCAACAACCUCAUUUUAUUUUAUUUCAAAUUGUUGUUGUUUUAUUUUUUACUUGUACCAAGUGGCCCCAUAAAUUGGUGCUAACAAAGUAUUAGUUAGUUAACCACAUCAUUCUAGUUCCAACUCAAAAAUGUUAUUAUUUUAAUCCUUGUUUAGUGUUAUAUAAUAUAACAGUCAAGUUCUUCUGUUA